Molecule: messenger RNA, 2355 nt
Organism: Leptomonas pyrrhocoris
Lineage: Eukaryota; Euglenozoa; Kinetoplastea; Trypanosomatida; Trypanosomatidae
Exons: 1
Coding region: 1-2355 (784 amino acids)
Source: RefSeq, a predicted model, not a curated record
AUGAAGAGCCCGAUCUCCCCUUCGACAGAAGGAGCGACGUGCGGUGAGCCACCGGCCAAAUCAGGCGUCGACCCCUCACGGGAGGACGCACAGCGAAGGACCGCGGAGAGUCGAAAGACGCUACAGGAGGAAUUCCACAGUGAGGUGGCAUCCUUUCAGCACCAACUGCGACGACGCGGCAAAGUGGCGGCGAGUAAGAUUCCAGACAGCCCCAGCAACAACGAGCCAGCAUGUACGGCAUAUGCUGGCUUCACAUCAUCGUCCUUCAACGAGCGUGCUGCAGCUCACACGACCUACGCAAACGUGUCGCAGCUCCCCUUGGUAACGGUGCUGACGUCCACACACAGCAGUUUAGCGUCUGCAUUGCGGGCGACGGCGGUGGCGUGGGCCGUGGGGGGCAGCGAACAUUGGACGAGUGCGGGGGCAACGCACGUGUUGUGGCGCCCCGCACCGGAGACGGCGCUCGCUGCGGCGUGGAUGGUGGUCCUCCUGCGCCGGCACGCGCACGAGCAGGAGACACGCCGACGAUUGAAUGCCGAUGCGGGUACCGCGGAUGACGUGACGCCGCUCGCCGCUGCAAAAACAGAGCGCGCCACAGCGGCAGGGGCGGCGGACGCAACACCGGCGGGUCCGCACAUCGAGGUGCAGGAAACAGAGAAGGAAUCUUCGACGCUUUCCAGCGUGUCAUCCUCGCCGGGCUUCCACGUGCUCCUUACGGGGGGCGACACUGAAGUCAAUUUCGUUGCCCCGUACCUGGAAGGCGUUGCCCAUGCAUCGCGGCUGCACGAGGUGACGUCCCGCGUGUCCCACGUCGUAGCAUUCCACGGGGCCGGCUCUAAAGAAGGCAGGCGAACGGGUGCCCCGUUUCUGGGCGGCGACAACGGAGUGGAGAGCCCCGUGCUGUUGUGUUACGGCUGUCCAGCGGCCCAGGUGCGCGACCUCCGUUGCUUUCUCGCACGGCAGCACAAGCGGCAGCCGUCUGAGCCGGAGACGAGUAACAUCGUGGCGGAGCUGCGAACGGAGGUGGCCACCACCGGCAUUGUGAUGUCCGAUGCGAUAGCCGAACUGUCUGCCGCUGCCCCAAUAGGUCAACAGACAGUGGCUGCGGAAAAAAAGGACGCGCUCGAUCGCGCGCCUUCGACGGCUCCAUUCACGACCGCGCAAACGUCAUGUGUGGACCCCGCGACGUGCGCACAGGGGGGUUCUCAGAAGAGACCCACCUCUGCUGCUGGUCGAUCACCGAGCUGGGAAGCGCCUUUCCGUGCCGUCCCGUCUCGCGACACCACACUGCGUACCAUCUCUUCCGUAUUCGAGCCCGUGCCGUCUUGCGAGAGUGCUUGUGCGGCUGUGAUGGUACCGCGUGGCGGCCUCACCGAGGUCGCCAACGAGGUGUUCCGCCGAAGUGUCGUGGAGCCCCCUUUCCUUCGCUCCUCCAGAGACACCUCUCCCUCUUUGUUUGCCGCGGCGAACACGAGCACCGCUACUACUGCUAAUAGGACCAAUGAAGGCAAACAAAGCGCCUUGUUUGAGUCUGUGUCCCUUCCUUCUCCAUCCACCAUCCCAGGCUGGUGCAGUCUGUGCUUUGUAGCGGAGCAGCACACCGCGCCGCUGCUGCGCUCGCUCGUGCAACGGCACUGGAAGGAGCCGUGGUACAUUGGCCACAGCCUCGACGGCUCAUCCCGCAGGGGCCCCGCGCCGUCCAGCGCGCACACGCAGGGGAUACAAGACGUGCUGCGGUGUGCAACCAACGGGACCGAUGUGUGCGAGGGUGCCACGCUGUGUUUGAAGCACCGCAUAGCUGAUGACGACGCGGCUGCGCCACCGCAUUUUCGUCAAGCCAUCUGCUGGCGCCACGGGUGUGGAGGCUUUUCAUUGCCUUUGACCGCGACGGCUGGCCGAGGGUCGUCCUACACGUUGCCCUGCCUCCUUGUCACGGACCUGGAAGCGGCCAUGACGGAGGGGGAGCAGCACGACCUUCUGCUGUACAGAGCAUCCGGCUUAACAGAUGGGCGGACGAGGCGGGGGAACGGCGCGGCAUCUCCUCCGGAUCACAGCGCUGCGACGUCUUCGUUAUCCCUGUCAGCCUCACCUUUGAAUGCUGUAGGUGCUGCACCCCUUCGCUCUAGACAAGAAGGCGACGACACGCAUGACCUUGACACGCGCGUCAAGCGAGCUGCGCAGCGCGCAACGCGGGCCAUUCAGCGCAACGUCGCAGGACUUGUGGAGAUGUACGACGCGCGACAGCUGGGUUAUCGCGGCGUGGUGGCCGGCAACUUUCUGUUUCUGUGUCGCUACCCUGCCGCCGUAGAAGACGCGGUGGUCGCAGCCGUUCUCGAAGGAGUGACUGCCCGAUGA